This is a messenger RNA of Dentiscutata erythropus, 153 nucleotides long. NCBI's taxonomy places the organism in Eukaryota, Fungi, Glomeromycota, Glomeromycetes, Diversisporales, Gigasporaceae. The record is from the annotation of a GenBank genome assembly.
AUGCAAAUUGAUCAACGUCCAACUCUACAACAAAUUCAGUUUCAAGUUCCUAAUGUAAAAAUAUAUAUUCAUCUAUGCGUCCGUGUAUGGGAUUCUUGCGGAUUACCACUUAAGCUACAACAAUGUAAUUGGAUUACAGUAUCAUCUAGAUAA